Molecule: messenger RNA, 1178 nt
Organism: Lagenorhynchus albirostris (white-beaked dolphin)
Lineage: Eukaryota; Metazoa; Chordata; Mammalia; Artiodactyla; Delphinidae
Product: peroxiredoxin-1-like
Biological process (GO): hydrogen peroxide catabolic process; cellular response to stress; cell redox homeostasis
Cellular component (GO): cytosol
Molecular function (GO): thioredoxin peroxidase activity
Source: RefSeq, a predicted model, not a curated record
AUGGAGCCGGACAGGACAGGACACUGCCUGAACCUGCAGGCCCACCUGGGCCCGAAGCCCCGUACCCUGCACUUCACAGCUGCAGGAGUCCUCGCGGCCACGUGUAACCGGCAGCCUGUGCGCUCCGUCCUGGGCAACAGCCAAAGAGCACACUCGGAGCCUCCAGGACAGCCAACCACAGACAACAUUCUUAAAAACUCCGGCCAGCGUGUCUCCUUCCUGACUGUCCUCUGUGGCUUGUCCGUGAGACCUGCUGAUAGCAAUAAGUCUUCAGGAAAUGCCAAAAUCGGGCACCGUGCCCCCCAGUUCGAAGAUCUCAGCCCAUCUGACUACAAAGGAAAAUAUGUUGUGUUCUGCUUUUGCCCUCUUGACCUCACCUGUGUGUGCCCCACGGAGAUCACUGCUUUCAGUGACGGCCAGAGGAUUGAGAAACUCAACUGCCAAGUGAUUGGUGCUUCUGUGGAUUCUCACUUCUGUCACCUGGCAUGGAUCAUCACACCCAAGAAACAAGGAGGACUGGGACCCAUGAACACUCCCUUGGUGUCAGACCCCAAGCGCACCACUGCUCAGGACCAUGGGGUCUUAAAGGCCGAUGGAGGCAUCUCAUUCAGGGGCCUUUUUAUUAUUGAUGAUAAAGGUAUCCUUCGGCAGAUCCCCAUAAAUGACCUUCCUGUUGGCCGUUCUGUGGAGGAGACACUGAGACUAGUUCAGGCCUUCCAGUUUACUGACAAACAUGGGGAAGUGUGCCCAGCUGGCUGGAAGCCUGGCAGCGAUACCAUCGAGCCUGAUGUCCCGAAGAGCAAAGAAUAUUUCUCUAAGCAGAAGUGAGCGCUGGGCCAUUUUAGGGCCAGGCUGCAGUAGGUGGCCAUGAGAACAAAACCUCUUUUGUACUACUGUCAUGCUUAAAACACAAGACCUUCCACUCAGCCCUGAUGUGGUGUGGGACAGGACAGGCCUUUCCGGCAGGGGUUGGGGAGGCCAGCCUUUCUUCCUCUGGAGGGAAUGGCCCGAGCAGUAUUAUGGGGCAGGCAAACUGAUGUGUAUAGUAGUAGGGUAUCACUUUUGGUCUUUUGUAGUUUUAUUAAACUUGAGCUGAGGAGAAAAAAAAAAAAAAUCCAGCCAGAAAGCGAACAGCAUGGAGCGGUAGAGCACACAGAACCAGGAGCCGGGAAAGCGGG